AUUUGCUUAAGCGAUAUUUCAAAGUGAAAGUAGACUUUUUUUGCAAGUCAUCAACAACAGACAGUUUUUAAGCUCUGUGUCGUACCAUAUUCUGAGUAUGGCUUCUUACUUUGAUGAACAUGAUUGUGAACCUCUAGCAGAUGGACAACAACCGAAUCAUCUACUUCAUAUGGCUAGACUGUUGUUAGACAGUGGUUUAGCUGCAGACUGGGAACUAGAAUAUGACAGAGUAUUUGGUGGAGAGAGAAAAGUUCCCCCAGCAUCAAAAGAAGUUGUGAAUAAUCUACCAACCAGCCUUAUCACACCAGCAGAAGCAGCAUUAGAGAAGAAAUGUCCAGUGUGUAUAGGAUUGUUUGAUGAAGAGGAUGAAGUAAAGCAGUUGCCUUGUUUACAUAGGUUCCAUACAAAUUGUAUCAUUCCAUGGUUACAGAGGGUAAACUCAUGUCCAUUAUGUAGACAUGAACUUCCCACAGAUGAUCCAGACUAUGAAAACUACAGAAAACACAAGGCUAGAGCGAAACAGCGUGAAUAUGAAUUGGACACUUUACACAACUCGAUGUUUGGAUGAUAUUACAGCCAACACAGAUCUUGGAUGAUUUUCGAACAUUUUAAUGUGCAAUUAAAUGCAUUUAUUGCAUAAAAGGAUUUGAAUUGUUCAAAAUGGUUGUUACUUUAUAACUUUAUUUUUAGAUUAUUUUACAUGUCAGUGUUAAGAGGAGAUUUUUAAACAUAAUAUUUUAGUUUAAAUAUGUCUCCUUGUUCAUUAUUUACUGAUGUUGAAAUACUUUUGCUGAAAACAGUUUAACACUGAAAAGAGAAAGCUUCCACCAGACACGUUCAUUACCGUGAUGACAAUGGCAUUUUUAUCAGGAUUUUUGUGCCCCCCCCCCCCCCACCCCCCCAUGAGUGGUGGGGGCAUAUAGAUUUGGUCUUGUCCGUGCAUCUGUGCGUCCGUCCGUCUGUCCGUCAGAAGUUCGUGACACGCCUAGCUCAAAAAGUAUUUGAUAUAAAUUCAUGAAACCUUGCAUGAGUCUUUAUCAUGAUAUGAACUUGCGCACCUCCUAUUUUUCGUCUGGCUUCGCCCCCUAUUUUUAGAGUUAUGGCCCCUGAAAUAGUCAAAAAUACACGUUAUCACCUUGUGACGCGCCUAGCUCAAAAACUAUUUGAUAUAGAUUCAUGAAACCUUGCAUGUGUAUUAAUCAUAAUAUGAACUUGCGCACCUUCUAUUUUUCAUUUUGGGUCUGCCCCCUAUUUUCAGAGUUAUGGCCCCUGAAAUAGUCAAAAAUGCACAUUUUCACCUUGUGACACUCCUAGCUCAAAAAGUAUUUCAUAUAAAUUGAUGAAACCUUGCAUGAGUCUUUAUCAUGAUAUGAACUUGCGCACCUCCUAUUUUUCAUCUGGCUCCGCCCACUAUUUUUAGAGUUAUGGCCCCUGAAAUAGUCAAAAAUGCACAUUUUCACCUUGUGACACCCCUAGCUAAAAAAGUAUUUCAUAUAAAUUGAUGAAACCUUGCAUGAGUCUAUAUCAAGAUAUGAACUUGCGUACCUCCUAUUUUUCGUCUGGCUAUGCCCCCUAUUUUUAGAGUUAUGGCCCCUGAAAUAGUCAAAAAUGCACAUUUUCACCUUGUGACGCGCCUAGCUCAAAAAGUAUUUAAUAUAAAUGGUUGAAAACUUGCAUAAGUCUUUAUCAUGAUAUAAACUUGCACACCUCUAAUUUUUUGGCAGGUUCCACCCCUAUUUUUAAAGUUAUGGCCCCUGAAAUAGUAAAAAAAUGCACUUUUUCACCUAAUUAUGUGCCUAGCUCAAAAAGUAUUAGAUGUAAAUUCAGGAAACCUUGCAGGAGUCUUUAUCAUGAUGUGGCCUUGCACUCUUGGCAUUCUUCUUGAGAAUCUUACUCUUAUUACAGAGUUAUGGCCCUUGAAAUAGCCAGAAUAGUGGAUUUUUUGUUUGUGAUGCUCAUAGCUCAAAAAGUAUAGGGCCUAGAAUAAUGAACCCUUUUCAUAAAAUGUUUGUUGAGGCUAUACCCCAUUAAGACUGCAAACAUUUGAAUUAUUGCCCCUUAUUUGUGACUAAUGUACCUGUGGGGGGCACACCCUGUGUCCUACAGACACAUUCUAGUUUUAUAUUAUGUUUGAUUCAACUUUUCCAUACCAAGGUUUGUCUUUGAUUCCUCUUUAAAUAGAAGACAAUUGCUAUGAUUUAAUAUAUUGUUAUUCUAAAAUUUUCCAAAUAUGGCAGUAGUAACAUGUUAAAUUUUUUUAAGUAUUUUGAUUACUUUUGAAUUCUUUUUGCCCUCAAAAGAUUUUCUGUUUUAGGUAUCAGCCAUUUUGGAUAUAAAAAAGUUAAAACAUUUCAGUUUUGGUUUUAUGUAUUAAUGGUUUGUUAUAAAACUUACAUGAUUUUCAGGAUAUCUUAGUUACAGUGGAACUUUGCUUGAUUGAGCAUCAGUAUCUUUAGCACUCAGGGCUCACUUAAUAAUUUAUGUGGUACCAAGCCAUUUUCCAUAUAAUUUUCUAUGUUUUGAUCACUUUAGACCCGGGAUAGCUUAAGAGUUUGGCUCAUUCUAUUGCACCUUCAGGUAAUCUGUAUUUUAUUGUAGUAUAUCUAUAAAUUAAAGGAACGUUUUCAUUGAAAAAAUUUGCAAAAUUUUCAAAAAUUACGAUUUCUAAAAAAUGUUUGGGCAAGCAUUUUACAUAGAAAGAUGGAAAGUACAUUUUUUUUUCUUAAAUUGAUUUUGUGAAAGACAUCUUCAAAACCAUGGGGACCGUUAUAAUGAUGUAAAAAGUAGAUCUGGAUCUUGCCAAAUUAGGCUAAAAUUAACGAAAACCCUGUUGAUUGGGCAAACACUGAGUUACUGGGCUCUAAAUUGAUGUGUCAUCGGUGUUCAUGCAAUUUUCAUGAACCUUUGAUCACCAUCAUGUCGCCAUGAUGUCUUUCAAGUCAAGGAGUCAUUAUUUUUGUGUCUUUAUGUUUUGAUUUAGGUUUGCAUUGAGGUAUGUAGUAAUAGCAAUGUUACAAAACAAAGAAAUUCUAAGAAAACCUAUACAGAUAUCGUCUUCGUUUUCUGUGGUUGAUCUUAAUAUUUGGAAUGAAUGAAUGUUUUUUUUCCAGAUAAACAUUGCAUGGUUUGUAAAGAUAUUCCAUGUAUGAGGCUUUUUCAAAAACAACGUUUCAUAAAAUAUGCAAUGUUAUCUCAAAUGCAGGCAUUGUUUUUUACCAUCUAUUAUUUCAGAUACAGUGUAUUUAAUGGAAAUAAAAGGAUUUAUUAUUUU
Molecule: messenger RNA, 3271 nt
Organism: Mercenaria mercenaria
Lineage: Eukaryota; Metazoa; Mollusca; Bivalvia; Venerida; Veneridae
Product: E3 ubiquitin-protein ligase RNF181-like
Exons: 6
Coding region: 98-568 (156 amino acids)
Source: RefSeq, a predicted model, not a curated record